UGAAGUAAAGGACAAAAACAAAACAACGAGGUCUACUUCAAAAUUCUUCACAAGGCUGAAUCAAGGACAUUAGCCAACUUUUAAACUUUAUAUUUUUAUUCUUAUUUUAGUUCUUUCACAUAAAUACUGCCUAACAGCAAUGGCAGGCAAAACAAAACUAUUGGACUGGCCAGAUGUGAAAUUUCGGGAACGACUUGAGGAUUUUACUCUCUCUGAACAUCCGAGGCUGACCCGCAGUGACCCAAGGGCCUGGAUGACCUCUGCGAGCCCCGCGUACCCAUCCACGGGUGACCAUUACACCCAGCAAUCGGUGGAUGUCGCCAUGGGCAAAUACAUCUCUGGAAACAGUCCUCAAACUGGGGAAUUCGAACUGGGAAAAUCAAGAGCACACGGUGGAACCCAGCAAAACCCCCCCGGUCCUCAAAAACACAGACGCGUGGCCGCCAACGCGAGGGAAAGACGCAGGAUGCACGGACUAAACCGAGCAUUUGACAAACUGAGGAGUGUCAUCCCCUCCAUGGAGAACGAGAAAAAACUCUCCAAAUAUGACACCCUUCAGAUGGCGCAGAUAUACAUAACAGAACUGUCCGAGUUGUUGGAAGGUGUUGUGCAGUCGGAGUGCAGAGGUUUGAGGGAAGGAUGCUGUCCGGCCGGUAGCCAUGGUAACCACGGCCAGAGGACUGGGGCUCAGUCGAUUAGGACCAGCGCAUCUUACGCAAUGGACGCAACAACUUCUAACUUUGUUUCGGAGAAAAACGACGCGACUUCUAACGCCAGCGAUGGUGAAUCGUCGCAUUUCAGUGACAUUGAUGACGGACAGACUGGAGGACGCUGAUGGUGACGUGAGCUGGACUGUGGCACUAAAGCGAUUAUUAAUGCUAAUUUAUAUGUCUGUGUUUUAGUAGACACUAAAAGAACCAAAUAGAUAGGCCUUGUGGAUAAUGUUUAGUUUUCUAGAUGAUGCUUAGUUACAACUUGAUUUGGCAAAAUGUAUGACAGCUCACGAAAAGGGAAAGAAAGAACGAAACGAUAC
Messenger RNA from Triplophysa dalaica, 1033 nucleotides. It is a transcript of the gene atoh1b, whose product is annotated as atonal bHLH transcription factor 1b. Lineage: Eukaryota; Metazoa; Chordata; Actinopteri; Cypriniformes; Nemacheilidae. The coding region runs from base 140 to 835 and encodes 231 amino acids. The transcript has a single exon. Gene Ontology annotation, molecular function: protein dimerization activity. The record is from RefSeq and is a predicted model, not a curated record.